UCAAAAUAUGGUUAUAUUGAGACUUUGAGAGCGGUUGAAAAUGGAGGAGAAGAAGAUGAGCGCUUUAGUUAAUGGUGGUAAAGAUGAUGAAAAUUUCCUUCCUGGGUUUCGCUUUCAUCCAACUGAUGAAGAACUUGUAGGGUUUUAUCUUCAAAGGAAGGUGGACAAGAAACCUAUUUGUCUUGACCUCAUCAAACAUAUUGAUAUAUACAAACAUGAUCCAUGGGAUCUUCCAAAAAAUGAAGCUGGUAGUGUUGGAGAAAAAGAGUGGUACUUCUUUUGCAGAAGAGGAAGAAAGUACAAGAAUAGUGUAAGACCCAACAGGGUCACCGGAUCUGGAUUUUGGAAAGCUACUGGCAUAGACAAGGCUAUAUAUUCUGUCAAAGAACCUCAUGAAUGCAUUGGCCUGAAAAAGUCCUUAGUCUAUUAUAGAGGAAGCGCUGGAAAAGGUACCAAGACUGAUUGGAUGAUGCAUGAGUUCCGUCUCCCAGCAAGUAAAAGCACCAACCCUUCCGUCACUAAAAACACUACUCAAGAAGCAGAAGUUUGGACACUCUGUAGAAUUAUAAAGCGAGAUGUUUCUUAUAAAAAGUGGCAAGAGAUCUCUUCUAAACCAAGUCUGACUGAUUCAAGCUGUACAACAUCAUGUAGCUUUGAGUCCAACAUUGACAGAGACAGGUAUUUGAACUUUGGAGCCUCCGCUGCAAUGGAAAAUGAAAGGAAGCAUUUCAGUGAUAUCUAUGAAAGGAACCAGUUCAGUGCAGGACAGCUGAGCUUAACAGGUGAAGUCCCAUAUAUGGCUUCAUGUGUUACCGAUUUGGACCCAAACGGAGAUGAUUAUUCUAAAGAAGGAAACUGGGAUGAGCUCAUGCCAAUGGUUGAAUUUGCAACUGAUCCAUCAAUGCUAUAUAGUUUUAGGUAGAUAUAGAAAAUUGACGUCUCUAAUAUACUAUUGCUCGUUUACUUACCCCCCCAAAAAAAAAAAAAAAAAAAGACACGGAAAUAAUGUACUGUUACUUGAUGUUUGCUUACCCGUGACUGACUUCUUUUUUUUGGGUAAACUGUGUCUGACUUCUGUUCCUCGUUAUAACUGCAAUAUGAAAUGACAGAUGAGAAAGAGAAAUUUUAUCUAA
This is a messenger RNA of Quercus robur (English oak), 1133 nucleotides long. Its product is annotated as transcription factor JUNGBRUNNEN 1-like. The coding region runs from base 41 to 922 and encodes 293 amino acids. The record is from RefSeq and is a predicted model, not a curated record. Gene Ontology annotation, biological process: regulation of DNA-templated transcription. The transcript has 3 exons. Gene Ontology annotation, molecular function: DNA binding. Lineage: Eukaryota; Viridiplantae; Streptophyta; Magnoliopsida; Fagales; Fagaceae.